AUGGCCCCAAAGCUGCCUCCGUUGCGCUUCGUGCGCUCAGUCUUCAACUCCUUCACCAAGGACUCUGGACUGGAGCCGAGGCUUCUUGGCAACAACUUUCGGGUGACUGGCGCAUCGGUGGGCAAAGUUGAUUUCGAGUUGGCAAUCCAAAAGGAGCACACGAACCGCCUUUCCACGAUUCAUGGCGGAACUCUUGCUAGUCUUGUUGACCUCGGUGGCUCUCUCGCUGUCGCUUCCAAGGGACGAUUUAUGACUGGUGUCUCGACUGACAUCAACGUAGUCACGUAUCUCAACCCUGGAGGCAAGCCUGGCGACAUCAUGACGGGCACCGCCACCUGUGAUAAGAUGGGCAGAACGCUUGCAUAUACAACAGUCACAUUCUUCAACAACAAGGGCGAGUUGGCUGCGAGAGGAAGUCAUACCAAGUAUAUUGCCAAGACCUGGGGAUCAGAAGACUUUGUCGCACCUGACGAGUAUGUUGCUGAAGAGGAGAAAUGA
Messenger RNA from Colletotrichum fioriniae, 498 nucleotides. RefSeq lists its product as uncharacterized. Lineage: Eukaryota; Fungi; Ascomycota; Sordariomycetes; Glomerellales; Glomerellaceae. The record is from RefSeq and is a predicted model, not a curated record. Gene Ontology annotation, molecular function: fatty acyl-CoA hydrolase activity.